Molecule: messenger RNA, 627 nt
Organism: Danaus plexippus (monarch butterfly)
Lineage: Eukaryota; Metazoa; Arthropoda; Insecta; Lepidoptera; Nymphalidae
Exons: 1
Coding region: 1-627 (208 amino acids)
Source: RefSeq, a predicted model, not a curated record
AUGAAAGUAGCUAGACUUAACGAGACGUUUCCACAAGCCGAACUGCGAAGGCUUAAACAAGCAGAGCGUGAGGCAGCUCAAAGAGCUGCUGAGACACCAGAGCAGUCCCAAGAUAGACGUCGACAGCAUGCUGAGUAUCUAGCAUCUCAACGGGCUGCAGAGACACCCGAACAGUCUCAAGCUCGACGUCAACAGAACGCUGAAUAUCUGGCAUCUCAACGGGCUUCUGAGACACCCGAACAGUCCCAGGAUCGACGUCGACAGCAUGCUGAGUAUCUAGCAUCUCAACGGGCUGCGGAGACACCCGAACAGUCUCAAGCUCGACGUCAACAGAACGCUGAAUAUCUGGCAUCUCAACGGGCUUCUGAGACACCCGAACAGUCUCAAGCUCGGCGUCUUCAGCAAGCGACUUACAUAGGGUCCCAAAGAGCUACUGAAACUGUUGAAGCUGCUGAAGCUCGCAGAUGCGCUGUUGCUGAAAGGGCACAACAGCGACGAUUAAUAUUUACAAGAAACGCGUGGGGAGUAUUUGAUAAAGCUGCAUUUGAGUACGAUGAAACUCUUGAUUACGAAAGCCACAAGCUUAUAAAAAUAGAAGCGAUGAAUAAAGAAUGCAGAUUUUGCUGA